CCAGGCAUUAUGUUUUCUUUAUAGCGGGGUGUGGUGUUGAUAUUGUCGUUAUGCUGGAUAUAUCCUGUAAUAUCACUUCGAAAAACAAGGCAAUCAUGCUUGAGUUUAUGGUUGACUUUGCAAAUGCCUUGGAUAUAGGACCUUCACCGGAGAAAGCACAAAUGGGUCUUGUAACAUUCGAUAACUUUGUCUAUGAAGAAUUCUUCUUGAAUACGUACAACUCGUCGAGUCAAAUUGCAAGUCACAUUGAAAGAAUGGAUAUUCACCCCGAUAAUGAUAAUAUGACGAGAUGUGGUCGUAGACGAGAUUUAGCCCUCAUAUCAGCUAAAACAUUGCAACUCACAAGUGAUCAGGGUAUUCGGGAUCCAAUGGGUAUAGAGAAUCCACCAAUAAAACAGGAAGUACUGAUUAUCACUACUGACGGUGUUACGCUUCCUAAAUAUUUUGCCCCGGAUACCAUAAAAGAAGGAGGGGCGCUCAAACAAGAUACAAGAGCUGAGGUAUUCGUGAUUUCUUUAUCAAUCGAGGAAUCUAAAGACGGUAUUGAUGAAUUCUCCGCCAUUGCCAGUCAGCCUACCGACGAUUUCCUUAUCAAGAAUGAUUUCGACACAUUACUUCCUUCCCUGGAAAAAAACCUGGGAUGUUUCUGUGUCAAUGAAAUCACCAUUUGAGUUGUCUUACAAAUAAGGCAGGUACAUAUGUGGACUGUCUGAGAAGAUCGUACUACUGCCUUCACAAGGAACGAAUAUAUAUUGGGAUAUUGACCCUCAUUGGAAUAUGGACACUCAUUUCACUUUAAAAAGUUAUCUUGGAUUACUUAAUUCACACCAAAGGCGCUUUGAUGG
Owenia fusiformis is the source of this 845-nucleotide messenger RNA. The record is from the annotation of a GenBank genome assembly. Lineage: Eukaryota; Metazoa; Annelida; Polychaeta; Sabellida; Oweniidae.